Molecule: messenger RNA, 1410 nt
Organism: Cryptosporidium muris RN66
Lineage: Eukaryota; Apicomplexa; Conoidasida; Eucoccidiorida; Cryptosporidiidae
Product: dihydrouridine synthase family protein
Exons: 1
Coding region: 1-1410 (469 amino acids)
Biological process (GO): tRNA dihydrouridine synthesis
Molecular function (GO): tRNA dihydrouridine synthase activity
Source: RefSeq, a predicted model, not a curated record
AUGAUUAACUCUGCUGAUAGGCAAUAUCCAUGGAUAUCUGUUGCUCCAAUGCUAGAUGUUACAAAUAUACAUUUCCGCCAUUUCUGUAGAUUAUUAUCGACUAAUGUUCAGUUGUGGACUGAAAUGGUAGUAAGUGACACAAUUAUUUAUUGUCAUAAUGAUCCUGAUAGGGAAAUAUUACUUAGGGAAGGUUCCUUACAGAAAAGUGAUGUAGAUGAACCUAUAGUAUUACAAAUAGGGGGAAAUGACCCAACGAAAGUUGCGGAUGCUAUCGAAAUAGCUAUAAAAUAUGGCUUUAGAUCAUUUAAUCUAAAUAUAGGCUGUCCAUCUCAAAGAGUUGCUUGUAAGGGGAAUUUCGGAGCAUAUCUGUAUAAGGAUCCCGACUUGGUUGCUAAGAUUGUAGGUACUGUGAAUCACCGAAUUAAGUCUCUUAAUACCAGGAUAUCAGUUAAAACUAGAAUUGGUGUAGAUGAUUGUGACUCCUAUGAUAUCUUGCAUAAUUUCAUAUCAGUAGUUUCCGGCACAACUCCAAGAAUAGGCAAAUCUCAAGGUGUUGGAUCUGAAGAGGACUUUCUUGGUGCUACAUGUUACAUAAUACAUUCCAGGAAGGCUUGGUUGGAUGGUCUAGACCCACAGAAAAAUCGGACAAUACCAUCAUUGAAAUACACCUGGGUUUAUAAAUUAGUUUGUGACUUUCCUCAUCUAGACUUUGUAAUUAAUGGUGGUAUAGAUAGCUUAGAUAAAGCUGAGGAGUUACUAUGGGGAGUAUGGAAACCAACAUGUAAAGAUACAGGGGAAUCUUAUACUCCUGAAUAUAAUGAUAAAUAUUUAGCUAUUGAAAAAUUAAGUAAAAGGGUAAAAGUAGAUGACAAUUCUAAUACUAUAACUGAUUAUGAUAGUGAAGUAAUAGAGAGGGCAAGAAAAUUAAAGAAUGGCUUGCCACUUUAUGGAGUUAUGAUUGGACGUGAAAUAAUGAAUAAUCCAUGUAUAUUAGCUAAUGUAGAUAGGAAAUUUUAUAAUUCGGAAGCACCUAAAACAUCAUUAAAUCGCAAGGUCUUAAUUGAAAGUUAUAUUGAAUAUCUAAAUAAAUUAAAACCAAGAAAUAAUAAUAAAUACCAUCAAAAGAACAAUGAUAUCAAUUUAACUAAUUCCAAUAUCCAUUUAGAUAUUAUUGAUAAUGUGCCAAAUAAAUUUUCUAUAGGUGAGCUAUUUAAUUGUUUAAAACCAGUAUUUGGGGUACUUUGUAGAUUAAAGGGGGCAAAAGUAUGGCGAAGGAUUCUCACUAAGAAGAUACAAGAUUCCAAACUUACAUCUGAAAAUAUAUUACCUGGGGAUAUUCUUUCUAGUGCUCUUUUAGAAUUUGAGACUAAAUUUCCGGGAAUAUUAAAUCAAUCUAUCAUUGAAAAUUAG